Messenger RNA from Argentina anserina (silverweed cinquefoil), 567 nucleotides. RefSeq lists its product as uncharacterized. The transcript has a single exon. Bases 1 to 492 code for a protein of 163 amino acids. Lineage: Eukaryota; Viridiplantae; Streptophyta; Magnoliopsida; Rosales; Rosaceae. The record is from RefSeq and is a predicted model, not a curated record.
AUGGAGAAGAGAAGAGAGCUGAGUGGGAGAGUAACGAAGCAAAGAGAGCUCCUUCAAGUUCAAGAGUACGUCAUGCACAUGGUUCUGCUCACCGCCGGAGCAUCUGUGUCGGUUUUGAUGGUGUUUCUCAUGGAGCAGUGGCGGGCGUGGGUGUUCAUCGUUCUCAACCUCGUCCUCUUGGCCAUUCUUUUCACUUCAGUGUCUUCCACCUCAGGUGGGAAUCAAGAAAGCAAAAACAACCACGACGAAGCAGAUCGAGUUCCGGUCAAUGUUGAAAUGAAGAAGGAGACGAGGCAAUGUAGGUGGCCACCGGCUCAAGUAGAUCAAGAAGUGGUUAAGGUAUGUGAUGAGGAAGAGUGGUUUGAAGUUGAAGACAAGCCGGAGGAGGAGGAGAAUCCGAAGCUUUCCAAGGAGGCUCUGAAUGAGAGAGUGGAAGCUUUCAUUGUUAUGUUCCGGCAGCAUUUAGUUUCAGAUGCAAGAAAUUUUAAUUGAGUGUAAAAUCAGGGUCAAAUGUUUCAUCAUAUCUAUGUAUUCAACGUCGGCGUUAAAGUACAUUUUGAUGCUCAA